CCUGCCGCAUGUUCUGUAUUUAGAAUUUGUCUUCUGCUGAGAAUAUUCUUCUCUUCAAGUUAACUUGGCAUUUAAUUAUUAACGUACAUUUAACUAUUUCUCGACAUGCCUCAUAUAGAGAACGAUAUCAAAUUAGAUUUUAAAGAUGUUUUGCUUCGGCCUAAACGAAGUACUCUUAAAAGCCGCAAUGAUGUGGAUCUUUUUCGCACAUUCAAAUUUCGCAAUUCUGGGCAGCAGUACACUGGAAUCCCUAUAAUAUCCUCUAAUAUGGAUACGACUGGUACUUUUGAGAUUGCCAAAGUUCUUGCAAAACAUGGUUUGUUCACUUGUAUUCAUAAGCAUUAUUCAUUGGAUGAAUGGAAGAAAUUUGCAGCUGAGAAUCCAACUGCUUUGAAAAAUGUUGCUGUUAGUAUUGGAACAGCUCAAGGUGAUUUUGAAGCUUUAUGUGCCAUAAUCAAAGCAGUUCCAGAAAUUGAAUACAUAUGUCUUGAUGUUGCAAAUGGUUAUUCUGAGCACUUUGUUGCUCUUGUGAGGCAAGUCAGAGCUGCUUAUCCUUCUCAUACUAUCAUGGCUGGUAAUGUAGUAACGGGUGAAAUGGUAGAAGAACUCAUUCUUUCUGGAGCAGAUGUGAUAAAAGUAGGCAUUGGACCUGGCUCUGUCUGUACAACACGGAAAAAAACUGGAGUUGGAUAUCCUCAAUUGAGUGCUGUUUUAGAAUGUGCCGAUGCAGCACAUGGAUUAGGUGGUCAUAUUAUUUCUGAUGGUGGUUGUACUAACCCUGGUGAUGUUUGCAAAGCAUUUGGUGCUGGAGCUGAUUUUGUAAUGAUUGGUGGCAUGUUUGCAGGACAUGAUCAGUCUGGUGGUGAUAUUAUUGAAAAGAAUGGUAGGAAAAUGAAAUUGUUCUAUGGCAUGAGUUCUGCCACAGCAAUGCAGCGAUACCAUGGAGGAGUUGCUGAAUAUAGAGCUUCUGAAGGAAAAACUGUUGAAGUACCUUACCGUGGUGAUAUAGAAAAAACAGUCCUUGAUAUUUUGGGUGGGUUGCGAUCAGCCUGCACUUACACAGGAGCUUCCAAGUUAAAAGAGCUGCCUCGACGCACUACAUUUAUUCGGGUUACACAGCAGACCAAUGAAAUAUUUUUUGGCAGUGAACUUAAUCCCUCUGGUAAAAACACUGGAUCUACCAUGCCUGAAGAAGAAUCGAAAAAAUAAAUCAUAUUGCAAGUGCUCCAAUUUCCUUAAAGAUGAAAAUGCAUGAAGAUAUGAAAUGCAUAGAGAAACAUCUAAAAUGAUAUUUGUUUAUUCAUUAUUUGAAAAAUUUAAUGUUUUCCUUUUAUAUUUACUUUGAAUCUCAGUUGCCAUUUUAAUUGUUAAAGGAUUUUGUUAAAGAAAUGGUGCAUAUAUAGAGAAAAAUAAGGGUAUUGAAAUUAUAAAUCACUGAAUUUAUAAUAUUCUGUCAAUGAGCUGAUAUUUUAUAUAUAUUUUUUAAAAUGAUUUAUUUUGUGUUUAAAAUGCAAGAAAAGUCAAAUACUAAUGUAGGUAUGUAUAAUUCAUGAACUAUUUUUAUAAUUAUGUGAUGUGUAUGUUUGUCCCAGUGAUUUUAUAAAAUUAAAAUUUUAUUUCUUUGGUUAUUUUGAUUUGCUAUUGAAACAUGUCAGAUUAACAUCUAAAAAAUUUUGCUUGUUUCUUAGAAAAUGAUGAUUUUGCAUUUUGAAAGAAAAGCGUUCUAGUAAAAUAUACAACUCUUUUAUUGUUAUUAUUAGUUU
Molecule: messenger RNA, 1763 nt
Organism: Argiope bruennichi
Lineage: Eukaryota; Metazoa; Arthropoda; Arachnida; Araneae; Araneidae
Product: GMP reductase 2-like
Exons: 9
Coding region: 106-1209 (367 amino acids)
Biological process (GO): nucleotide metabolic process
Cellular component (GO): GMP reductase complex
Molecular function (GO): GMP reductase activity
Source: RefSeq, a predicted model, not a curated record